Messenger RNA from Anguilla rostrata (American eel), 8383 nucleotides. RefSeq names its product neurexin-2-beta-like. Lineage: Eukaryota; Metazoa; Chordata; Actinopteri; Anguilliformes; Anguillidae. The coding region runs from base 813 to 5876 and encodes 1687 amino acids. The record is from RefSeq and is a predicted model, not a curated record. The transcript is spliced from 23 exons.
AUGUUUAAACUAGCUCUGGAGGUUUUUGCGCUCAGAAAGUGGGCCGCCCUAUUACUAAUGGUGGCUACGAAAUAACCCCUGGGCCUGGAAUUAACAGCCAAGUUCACAAGUAACGCAGCGUGAAAACGAAUGAGCCAACGUGCAUAGUUCUGUAGGCAUUCCACGUAUUGUAUUUAUUUUUGUCACAGUCUUUACUACGUUUAUUGAAGAAUAAUAAUUAAAUACAUUGAGUGAUCUACUUUGCUCACAAAGCCCAGAGGAGACGGAAUGGAGAAGGCAGGGCAGGUUUAAGCCGAGCUCUGAGCCCCGAGCUGGAGGGCAGUCGGAACAGCAGCAGGACCCGGACGCCAUGUUCCCGUUCUCUCAUCCCCUUCGCGCCGAUUAGCCUCUCCUGGAAAUUUUCCCCCCGUGCAUUCUAGAACACUGAGACUGAAGAUCCGGUUUGGAUUAUAAAUCUUGCGGGGAGGAUACAUCUCAUCCACCCCUGUCUGCUCUCCUCUUUUUCCCUGCUUUUGUCCUGAAGGCCCCACCUCAUGGAGGGGAUAAGAAGGGAGUCUGGAUAGAGAGUAUUGAAAACGUGCGAAAGUGCUGAAUUAGUGAGAUUUUUUCGGAUCAGGCCGCUGUGAGGCAUCUUCCCCCACCUCCCCCCCCCACCCCCUGACACCCUCCAUCCCUAACCCCCACCCCACCACCACCACCCGCCCGGAGGUCCACAUAAACUAGGCCUGGGAAUAAAGAGAAGUACGGAAGCGCUUUCCCUCUUGCGAGGCGUUUGGAGGAGCGGUAAAGGUUCGGAGAGGCAUAGGGGCGGGAUGAUGGCCGGGAAGCCGACGGGCGGCCCGCUGUGGGUGCUGGUGCUGGCCGGCCUGGCGGUGUCGGCCGGGGCGCUGGAGUUCGCGGGCACCCCGGGGCAGUGGGCGCGGUACGGGCGCUGGGACGCGGGCUCCACCGGCGAGCUCAGCUUCAGCAUGAAGACCAACGUCAGCAAGGCGCUGGUGCUCUACCUGGACGACGGCGGCAACUGCGACUUCCUGGAGCUGCUGGUGGCGGGCGGCCGGCUGCAGCUGCGCUUCGCCAUCCACUGCGCCGAGCCCGCCACGCUCCUCAUGGAGACGCCGGUCAGCGACGAGCGCUGGCACAUGGUCCUGCUCACCCGCAACUUCCGCCAGACCAUGCUGGUGGUGGACGGCGAGGCCAAGGUGGCCGAGGUCAAGUCCAAGCGGCGGGAGAUGGCGGUGGUGAGCGACCUCUUCGUGGGCGGGAUCCCGCCGGACGUGCGCCUCUCGGCCCUCACCUCCAGCACCGUCAAGUACGAGCCGCCCUACGUGGGCCUGGUCGCCAACCUGAAGGUGGGCGACGCCCCUCCCUCCCUGGUCAACAGCCAGGGCAUCGACAGCGAUGUGGAGUACCUGUGCACCAAUCAGAACCCCUGCCUGAACGGGGGCUUCUGCUCCGUCCAGCGCGGGGAGGUGACCUGUGACUGCUCCCUCACACGCUACAGAGGGAAGUACUGCAGCGAGGCAGAAGAGCGCGCGGUGGAAGGUCUGGCGCACCUGAUGGUAAACAGCCAAGGUGAAUCAUCGCAGACUGGGAAAGAGGAGUCGGUGGCCACCUUCAAGGGGAACGAGUUCUUCUGCUACGACCUGUCGCUGACGCCCAUCCAGAGCAGCACGGACGAGAUCACGCUGUCCUUCCGCACCCUGCAGCGCAACGGGCUGAUGCUGCACACGGGCAAGUCGGCCGACUACGUCAACCUGUCGCUCAAGAGCGGCGCCGUCUGGCUGGUCAUCAACCUGGGCUCGGGGGCCUUCGAGGCGCUGGUGGAGCCCGUCAACGGCAAGUUCAACGACAACGCCUGGCACGACGUGCGCGUCACCCGCAACCUGCGCCAGCACGCAGGCAUUGGACACGCUAUGGUCACCAUUUCAGUGGAUGGGAUCCUGACCACCACGGGCUACACGCAGGAGGACUACACCAUGCUGGGCUCGGACGACUUCUUCUACAUCGGGGGGAGCCCCAACACGGCCGACCUGCCCGGCUCCCCCGUCAGCAACAACUUCAUGGGCUGCCUGAAGGACGUGGUGUACAAGAACAACGACUUCAAGCUGGAGCUGUCCCGUCUGGCGAUGGAGCAGGACCCCAAGAUCAGCCUGCACGGGGACCUGGUGUUCCACUGCGAGGACGUGGCGGCGCUGGACCCCGUCACCUUCGAGACGCCCGAGUCCUUCGUCGCCCUGCCCCGCUGGAACACCAAGAAGACGGGCUCCAUCUCCUUCGACUUCCGCACGGUGGAGCCCAGCGGCCUGCUGCUCUUCAGCCACGGCCGCCUGGCGGGGCCCAAGGAGCAGCGGCCCGACCGCCAGCUGAAGGCCGACUACUUCGCCAUCGAGCUCCUGGACGGCUUCCUCUACCUGCUCAUGGACAUGGGCUCCGGCAGCAUCAAGAUGAAGGCCACCAACAAGAAGGUCAACGACGGGGAGUGGUGCCACGUGGACUUCCAGAGGGAGGGCCGCAAAGGCUCCAUCUCGGUGAACAGCCGGAGCACCCCGUUCUUCUCCAACGAGGGCAGCGAGAUCCUGGACCUGGACAGCGACAUGUUCCUGGGGGGCCUGCCGGAGCCGCGGGCGGGCCUGGUGCUGCCGCCGGAGGUGUGGACGGCGCUGCUCAACUACGGCUACGUGGGCUGCGUGCGCGACCUCUUCAUCGACGGCAAGAGCCGCGACGUGCGCCGGCUGGCCGAGAUGCAGAGCGCGCCCGGCGUCAGCAGCUUCUGCACCCGCGAGCUGCAGAAGCGGUGCGGCAGCGCCCCCUGUGGCGGCCGCGGGCAGUGCAGGGAGGGCUGGAACCGCUACAUCUGCGACUGCACCGGCACCGGCUACCUGGGCCGCAACUGCGAGACCGAGGCCACCGUGCUCAGCUACGACGGCAGCAUGUACCUGAAGAUCAUCAUGCCCGGCACGCUGCACACGGAGGCGGAGGACGUGGCGCUGCGCUUCAUGUCCCAGAGGGCCUACGGCCUGCUCAUGGCCACCACCUCCAAGGAGUCCGCCGACACCCUGCGCCUGGAGCUGGACGGCGGGAGAGUCAAGCUCACCGUCAACCUAGAUUGUAUCAGGAUAGACUGUAAUCUCAGUAAAGGACCGGAGACGGUGUUCGCUGGACAGAAGCUGAACGACAACGAGUGGCACGCAGUGAAGGUGGUGCGCCGUGGGAAGAGCCUGCAGCUCUCUGUGGACAACGUGACCGUGGAAGGCCAGAUGUCUGGUGCCCACACGCGGCUGGAGUUCCACAGCAUCGAGACGGGCAUCAUGACGGAGCGCCGCUUCAUCUCGGUGGUGCCCUCCAACUUCAUCGGGCACCUGCAGGGGCUCUACUUCAACGGGGUGCCCUACCUGGACCAGUGCAAGAACGGGGACAUCUCGCACUGCGAGCUCAACGCCCGCUUCGGCAUGCGCCACAUCAUCGCCGACCCCGUCACCUUCCGCAACCGGCCCAGCUACCUGGCGCUCGCCACCUUGCAGGCCUACGCCUCCAUGCACCUCUUCUUCCAGUUCAAGACCACCUCCUCCGACGGCCUGCUGCUCUACAACAGCGGCGACGGCAGCGACUUCAUCGUGGUGGAGCUGGUCAAAGGGUACAUCCACUACGUCUUCGACCUGGGCAACGGCCCGUCGCUCAUGAAGGGGAACUCCGAAAAGCAGCUCAACGACAACCAGUGGCACAACGUGGUGGUGUCCCGGGACGCCAGCAACGUGCACACGCUGAAGAUCGACUCCCGAACCGUCACCCAGCACUCCAACGGAGCCCGCAACCUGGACCUCAAAGGAGAGCUGUUCAUUGGUGGUGUGGAGAGGAGCAAGUACAACAGCCUGCCCAAACUCAUCGCGUCCCGGGACGGGUACCAGGGCUGCCUGGCCUCUGUGGAUCUGAACGGGAGACUGCCGGACCUGAUCGCCGACGCCCUCCACAGGGAGGGGCUGGUGGAGCGGGGCUGUGACGGCCCCAGCACAACCUGUACGGAGGACUCCUGCUCCAAUCAGGGGGUGUGUCUCCAGCAAUGGGAGGGCUUCUCCUGCGACUGUACCAUGACGUCCUACGGGGGUGCACACUGCAGCGACCCUGGGACCACGUAUAUUUUCGGGAGAGGAGGAGCCCUCAUCACCUACACCUGGCCCCCCAACGACCGGCCGAGCACAAGGGCGGACCGGCUGGCGGUGGGGUUCAGCACGCAGCUGAGAGAGGCCAUUCUGGUGCGGGUGGAGAGCGCCACGGGGCUGGGAGACUACCUGGAGCUGCACAUAGAACUGGGAAAGAUCGGCGUGAUCUUCAACGUGGGAACCGAUGACAUCGCCAUCGAGGAGCACGGGGUCAUGGUGAGCGACGGCAAAUACCACGUGGUGCGCUUCACGCGCAGCGGAGGCAACGCCACGCUCCAGGUGGACAACCAGCCCGUCAUCGAGCGCUACCCAAUAGGGAACUAUGAUAAUGAACGCCUGGCUAUUGCUAGACAGAGAAUCCCAUACAGAAUUGGUCGGGUAGUUGACGAAUGGCUACUCGACAAAGGGAGACAGCUGACCAUCUUUAACAGUCAGGCGGCGAUAAAAAUCGGGGGUCAGGACAGGGGCCUGCCGUUCCAGGGCCAGAUCUCUGGGCUCUACUACAACGGGCUGCAGGUGCUCAAGCUGGCGGCCGAGGGGGACCCCAACGUGCAGGCGGUGGGGAACCUGCGGCUGGUGGGGGACGUCCCGUCCGUCCUCACCACGGAAACCACCUCCGCCACCCCGCUGGCCGACAUGUCCACCACCAUCAUGGAGACCACCACUACCAUGGCAACCACAACCACGCGCAAACAGCGCUCCCCCACCAUGCGGGACAGUGUCACACAGAACACGGACGACCUGCUGGUGGCCUCGGCCGAGUGCCCGACCGACGACGAGGACCUCGACGAGUGCGAGCCUGGAACAGGAGGUGAAUUAGUGUUGCCCAUAAUUACAGUGGACUCCCUAGACCCCCCGUCCGUCGCCACCCGUUACCCCGUAAUCCCCCCUCCCCCCACCUACCGCCCCUUCCUGACCUUGCUCGAGACCACCAAAGAGUCCCUGACGCUGGCCACUGCCCGCCCCCCCUGCCCCCUGGAUCAGGAGGACUGUGAGGACCCCAUCGAGGUGUCGGCUUUCGGGUCGGGGGAGAUGACCGAGUCCGACGACGAGGACUAUUACAAAAACUCCCCCCUCGACACCGACAGGACGGUCCUGCCCCCCCCGCCGGCGGUGGCGGCGGAGGGCGGGGCUCUGAACCCCCGCGGCGACCGUCACUUCUCCAGGCCUCCCCAGUCCCACCGCCCUUCCUCCUCCUCCUCCUCCUCCUCCUCCACCCCGACCGCCAACCCCGACCAGCUCCCCCACCUAAAGCCGGGCGCCGGCGGCAACAUCCCCGCGGGCAAAAUGAACACCCGCGACCAGGUGCUGCUGCCGCCCGCCGCCCCCUCCCACGAGCCGGACCACGGGGGGCGGCACCGGCACGCGCCCGGCGUAACCUACCCACCCGAUUUCCGCAAUCUGCCCACAGCCAACCCCACGUCGCCGGGGGAGCGGGGCCCGCCGGGGGCGGUGGAGGUGAUCCCAGAGUCCAGCAGCACCACGGGCAUGGUGGUGGGCAUCGUGGCGGCCGCCGCCCUCUGCAUCCUCAUCCUCCUCUACGCCAUGUACAAGUACCGCAACCGCGACGAGGGCUCCUACCAGGUGGACCAGACGCGCAACUACAUCAGCAACUCGGCCUCGCAGAGCAACGGCGCCGUCGUCAAGGAGAAACCGCCGGGCACCGUCAAGACCACCACCAAGAACAAGAAGAACAAGGACAAGGAGUACUACGUCUGAGACCCACCAAAGGGGGUGGGGGUGGGGGGAGAGGAGGGAUGCAGGGUUUUUUUGGGGGGUUUUUGAUUUUUAUUUUUAUUUUUAUUUUUGAGGGGGGGAUGGAUUUCAUUCCCGACUCAGCUCAACCUCAAGCCAUGUUUCAGGGUCUCCUGACAGCCAUUACCCCCUUCUUCUUCGAUGGACGAGGCUUUGGGACAGAGCAACCUUUUUCGCCUGGAGCUCCUCCUGUCCUCCCCUCACGCUCUCCCUCCCCUCCUCAGUUGACUUCAGCGGAAAGAGAGAAUAGAGUGAAGUAGAGCAGAAUGCUUCUCAUUUUUUUCUUUCUUCUUGUCUAAUCAUCAGCGAAGAACAACUGAACUCUCGAUUCUUGCCGUCCUUCCUUUUCCUUCAUCCUCAUCCCAUUAUCAUCUCCACUUGUAGCGUUUGGUUUGGUCUAUUUAAUUAUUAUCUUGGGGGCAGAAAAAAAGGUCCUUGCAGUGUUACAUUUUUGUACUACACUCGAGGUGGCUGCUAAACGUCACCCUGGCUCUGUCUGAGCUCAGUAAUGGUUCGGUUGUGUGUUGAAGGAUUGAGCUCCGUGUGUGGGAGACCCUGGUAGUUUCAGCUUACACAGUGAGGGACAGUUCAGAGAAGAGACCACACUAGUGUACCACAGGGGGGUUCCUGAGUCUUCAGCGGGGCUGUUAAACGAGAGGCCGCUGGAGACAGGGGCCAACCCAGCGCAAGCCGAAGAGAAGGCAACCGUGGGCACUGCAAGCCGACAUAACAGGGUUAAAGCUGUGUGUGUAGCAUUGUGAAACCCCACCACCAGCUACACCUGUCUGCCUUCUCCUUCAAAUCCUGCCUCCCUCCAUCCUCCAUCUCUCCCUCUCUUUCGCUCUCUCUCAGUCGCUCUCCUACUCUCACUUUCUCUCUCUCUCUCUGACUCAUUGUCAUUCUCUCCCUUCCUCUCUGCUCGUUUUUUCUUCUCCCCACCAUGCUGGUCUCCAUCCUUUCUUUUUCUCUUCCUCCAUGGUGCUAAUGCAACAUUAUCCAGCCGCAGUUUCAAGCAUGUGGUGUUCAUUUACUGCAAGAGGGGGAACAAGCUGAACAUCGAGCGACCUGAAAACAGACGUAGAACAAUGCAGUAGUAUGUUCAGCGACCGAAUUCUCCGCGCCAAACUGGUUGUUUUGGGGGCUAUUUUUGUUUGUCUCUCGUGAGCUUUGGGGAUCCAACAAUAUCGACCUGCCGCUGAGUCCAGCAGGAAGACUGGUCUGGACUUUCAGAGCAGAACUGUCGACAUUGAAAAAAACCUGCAACAGCAAAGCGAUUUGCUCUAUAUAAAUAUAUAUAUGUAAAUAUAUAUAGAACUUUCAGAAAUCUAUGGACUCCACAAAAAGAUUGCAAGGAAGUAGGACUGAAAAUAUAUGUGUGUUUGUAUCAGCUUAUUGACAAACAAACAUAAAAAGACUUCUGUCAGGCAAGCCCCCCCCCCUUCUCCCCCCCCAUACAUCCAAAUACAGAAACAGACCCGCAAAGGCAGCAGCCAUAUUCUUGAGUACCUGCUGAUGAAGACAAAGAAUUAAAGAAACAGGUUUUGGGGUCUUCCUUCUUUUUUUUUUGCCUUUUGCAAGUCAUUUUUUUGGGGGAGUGAGCCUUAGGGGCAUCAGUGGGAGUACAGUUGUCUCGUGUUCAGACAUCGCCUCGUCGCCUCUUACUUCAGAGAGGUCACCAGAGGAACUUCCUGUGGAGAACAGGAAAUGGAAAUGUUUCCACCCAUCGUGAACAGAACUCUAGUAUUCCUAUUCUUUUCUUGACUACAUGAACUGAAACUGUUCCAUGACCAGAAGAAAAAGAAAAAAAAAACAUUAAAAAAAAGUUUGUGAAAUGUCUAGAUAUUUGACCCUCACCCCCAUCAUUAAGAAUAGUGUUUUAUCCCCUGUUGCUACCCCCUGUUUGAGAAAAUAAGACGGUCAGACUGGGGAAAGGCAAUUUGUAUGUUCAUUUUUCGUAAUUGAAUGACGUGGUUUGGGUUUUAAAAAAUAAAUAAAUAAAUGACCAUAAAUGUUUUUCAUCUUCGGCGGCAUGAGAGGGGUUCUCUCCGCAACACCUCAUCAAAACUCCUGACACCAUCUGUGUCAUUUCUGUGAUGACUACUUCCGUUGCAUUUCCACGAGGACAUAACUGAUUGUAAGUAUGUGAAUCCAUUCCAGAGAAACCAACGGGGAGGCAGUUUCAUAUAUAUUUUUCCCUUUUGUUUCAGAUAUAUUUUUAAUGACAUUUAUUUAUACAGGAGUAAAAGCAGCCCAGUACUACAAGGGCAGCUGUGGUCAUCCGGUUUUUAAAUUUUGGUUCAUUGCUUUUUUUAAUCAUUUAUUUUUAUAUAUUUUAACAAACUGUGCAAAACAUUGGCUGCUCCCAGUAUAUUCCUGUUCUUAUUAAAUGUUACUGUAACUUGUUACCGUGAGAUGAAUCUAAUUAUGUGUACAUUAACAGAGGGUAAAUACAAUUGGUUAUAUACUUCUUA